AUGUCCAAACGUGCCGCAUCCAGUGGUGAUGAACCGACCGCAAAGCGUCACUGCAGGAUUAGCAAAGUGAAUCAGACAGGACAAUCAGCACUAUAUGAUAAUGGCGCAUGGGAAAUUUUGAAGCAAUUCCUCAUGACAUCCAUGUUGUUAUCUGAGAUGGACGACUCACUUGUGGCGUAUCUCGGCGACCGGUACUCUGAGGAUGACUGGGUGGAACCCCGAUGUUUGUUAUUCUCCGGUGACGCUGAUAACAAUGAAUCCUUGAGGGUUCUUAUGGCGCUGUGGAGAAUGUACAUACCAGAUCCAUCAAAAAAACUGUCCGUGCACACAUCUGCAUCGAGUCCGGACAACCAUUUGUCAGGCUCGCGCAUCAAGAAAUUGCAUAGGUCAUACAAACGUAAAAAUAUGUAUAUACUCGAUGAGGCCAAGGAGGACAAUGAGGAGGAGGAGUAUGAGGAGGGAGAUGGAGAUGGAGAUGGAAUGUCUGUUCAGUUGCCGAAGGUCACACGAAUGCAAGGGCCAUUGCUGAAACAGAGGUUGGCUGCAACCUUCGACGACAUGGCCAGAACUGUCACAGAACAUGUCGCUGACUAUCUUCGGAGGAAAAACUUCCUUGUCACCUUGUCAGCUUGGGUAGUGGGCCAAAUUUAUGUUGUUGCGGACAGUCCCAAGACCAUCGCAGAUUCUCUACAUAACUCGCUUUAUGCUGGCAUCAAAAAGUACAGUCGCAUCACGGACAAAGAACGUGGAGCAGUCGAACGAUCACAAACCACUCUUCCCAACCCGGUGUGGCUUGAACUCCUCACCUCUCCUCACGUCGACGACAUUCAACUCCAUCUCGAAUCCAGAUGGGACAAACCUUUCCUCAGGAAAGCUGUCAUGGCAUUUGCAAUGCAAUUUUUGCAUGUGGGGGACCACGCCAGGGUCAUUAAAGGUUCUCUUAGUGGAGAGCUUGGUAAAGUGAUCUCGACCGACCAUACUUAUGGUUCCGUGUGCUUGGAAUUUACCUUUCAUGAAUGUCCGGAAGAAAUAGAAGUCCGACUGCAAGAUGUUGAGCGUGUCUUUUGGGUCAGUGACUCCGUUAGAGUUAUAGCCGGUCCGUACUUGGGUUUGGAAGGACACAUCCUUCAAAAGGCUGAGGACGUGUUUCACGUUUGUCAAGUGGCUACUAAGGAAGUGUCACACACUCCAUUCAAACCUACAAGUGCAACAACAUUGAGAGCCUCCCCGGACUCUAACUUGAUUGAAAUUGGGGAUUUCAUUCAAGUCCUGGACAGGGAACACACUGGGAAACACGGCGUCAUUGACUGGUUGUCUAAGGGAGAUAGUUAUCUGUGGUUCAGGGAUCUCUUCACUCCAGUUGACACAAAGUCCGGACUGUCAAGUAGCUCAGUUCAUAUAGUGAUGGUUCAGCAGACAGACCUCACAUGGACAAUCCAGUACACAAAAGAAAGAGGCUACAAUGUUAAACCUGGAGACACUGUGAGUGUUGCCCGUGGGCCGGAGUAUGGGGCAAAAGGGGUCAUACAGAGCAUGGACUUUCCCAACACUUGCUUGACCCUACUAUGUGACAGUGACUGUUUGCUUAUUGACGUUCAAAUCAGAUUUGUUAUCAAACUACACAAUCAUCACACCACCGUCAAACUUCACGAUGUUGUCACCAGGUAUGGCACGAGGUUAAGUGCCCGAAGCAUCACACCACCUGUCGAAAUCACUCCCUCUGGCUCGUCCACAUCCAUCACAGAUCUCAGUCUCUCGUCAUCCAACAGGUGGGCCAGCUGGUCCGCAAGCCCCGGGGAUGUUGAUAUGAUGCAUGACCCUGCGUCCAGCAUCAAUCCCAGCUCAUCCACAUCUGACCCCAUGACUUGA
Molecule: messenger RNA, 1869 nt
Organism: Suillus discolor
Lineage: Eukaryota; Fungi; Basidiomycota; Agaricomycetes; Boletales; Suillaceae
Exons: 10
Coding region: 1-1869 (622 amino acids)
Source: RefSeq, a predicted model, not a curated record